Lytechinus pictus (painted urchin) is the source of this 3392-nucleotide messenger RNA. Its product is annotated as sulfotransferase 1C2-like. The transcript is spliced from 7 exons. Gene Ontology annotation, biological process: sulfation. NCBI's taxonomy places the organism in Eukaryota, Metazoa, Echinodermata, Echinoidea, Temnopleuroida, Toxopneustidae. The coding region runs from base 130 to 1077 and encodes 315 amino acids. Gene Ontology annotation, cellular component: cytoplasm. The record is from RefSeq and is a predicted model, not a curated record. Gene Ontology annotation, molecular function: sulfotransferase activity.
AUAGUACAGUUGCUUCAGCACUGCCGAAUUAAUAAGGUGGUAUUUCCCGAAACUCUGAAAAAAUCACUGAGUCUGGCAAUAAGAGAGAAAGGAAAGAAACUCAAGAAUUAAGAGUCAUAUAUCUCAACCAUGGGGGAUGAUAAUGGAGUGUCAAUGCUUUCUCAAGCCCCAGCGUACGCCUCAGAAUGUUCCCACGAGUACGAUGGGGUACUCAUGCCCAAGAUAAUGCCAGCCAGGUGCAUCGAGUCGGUCAGGAACUUCAAAGUCAGAGAUGAUGAUCUCUUUCUCACAACCUACCCUAAAUCAGGUACUACAUGGGUGCAGCAGAUUGUUCUUCUCAUUCAUCAUGACGGGGACAAAUCUAAACUGGAAGGCAAGCAUAUCUUCAAAAUGGUCCCUUUCAUAGAAGCUGUGGAAGGAAUGAACAAAGACAAUGCCGAUACAGCACAAAUGCAGUCGGAAAUUGCAGACGAAAAGCCGUCCCCACGAAUCCUCAAGACUCAACUCCCACCACGCUGGCUCCCUCCGAGCAUCUAUGAUGGAUCUAAGGGCAAGGUCAUUUAUGUCGCAAGGAAUCCCAAAGACAUGAUGGUUUCGUACUUUCAUUUUUGUAAGAUGACCGAGAAUCUGCCUACCUACGAGUCUUGGGACGUCUUCUUUGAGGAGUUCAUGGCUGAUAGAGUACCAAGAGGUUCAUGGUUUGACAGCGUUCUUUACUGGUGGAAGCGGAAAGACGACCCAUUGGUGCUCUUCAUCAAAUUUGAAGAUAUGAAAAAGGAUUUAAAGGGAGCAGUCAAGCAGAUCAGUGAGUUCAUGGGAAAGUCUUUUUCUGAUGAAACCAUUGAGGGAAUCGUGGAGAGCAGUACCUUCGAUGCAAUGAAGAAGAAUAAAAACUCUAAUCCUGAUAGUUUGCCCCAGCUCCAGGCCAGUGCAAGUCAGAAGAAAACCUUCCUGAGGAAAGGAGUUGUUGGUGACUGGAUGAAUUUCUUCAGCGAUGAACAGAGUGCGCGCUUUGAUGCGGUCUACAAGGCUAAGAUGGCUGGAUCGGGAUUGGACUUUGUUUUCCAACAGGAAUAGACAGAUACCCGUAAUUGGACCUAUCGUGACCUCCUGAAUCUAGACGAAAGAUAUUACUCCUGGUGCUAAAUAUUCCCUUUGUGCUCAUUCUCUUUAUUAAAACUUGAUACUUGGUGCAGUUGGAAUAACAAGGUAUUUUAUAUUUUUAUAUUUACAGACGGUGAUAAUGAUCAUGAAUAGAAAAAUUAUAUGGCACAUUAUACAUACUUGACUUUAGACUAAGACUGAUGAUGAUCUCUUUAAAAUUUAGCAUAAUUAAUAGUUACCUGAUCAAUAUGUCUAUACAGAGUGAAUGAAAAUGAUUAAGUAACAAAAUAAAAUAUUGUCAUUACAUUAUAAAUAGGCUAUAUAUAAUGUAUGUAUGCUGUAUACAGGGACUUGUCUUUAUACUUUAAUAACUUCUCUGGUCACAUACAUGUAUGUACUGAUAGUAUGAUAUGAGGAUGUUAUAUCAUUGUGGAUGUGUUUUUUUUUAUUGGGAUCUUGAUAUCAGAUUGUAUAUUUCAUUGAUGCUAAAUUCAAAUUAUCUAGUGUCAUACCAAAGACUAACUAUUCACCUUUCCAACUAGGGUUUCUCUGUGCAUGUUCUAUUUAUUUAUUAAAAAAAAUAUGUAUAAAACACAAUCAUUUAAAAUUGUGAAUCGGUAAUCCAAGCUUACUUUCAGAAUUACAUGUAUGUUGUUUCAAAAGUUCAUGUCAAUCGCAUGCACAGGACUAGCAGUUUCCUGUAUUAUCUGUGAUUUCCUGAUGUUAUGUAAUAUUGUAUCACAGGGCUUUUCGUCUCUUAUAUGUCUAGAAUUACAACAAGGCAGUGAGUCAGGAUCAGUGAAAUCAUUGACAAUGGGUGGUAUUCUGAGAGCCAUGGUUUAGUAAAACCUGGGUUAACUUAGACCAAACUUUUACGGAGUGCCAGUUCUCAACUCAUUCACCAAGUAAAAAUUAUUCUUUUCCUGCGGCAAAAAUAAAUUGAUUGAGUCGUGAAAUGGGAAGUAUAGGAAAAUAAAAGAAAAUGUCAUGAAUGUUAAUGAAUUAGUUGGUUCUUUUAAUUGCCACAAAUAUUGCAAAAAAGUCUGACAUUCCAUAGAAGUGCAGCGAGUAAUUGUAGUUUUUAGAUUAGGGUUAACCCUAAGAAGACGGGGGGGGGGGGGGGGGCUGAUUCAUUCCCCCCCCCCUUGACAUGUUUUCGCGCAUUUUACUUUCAAGUCUCGCGCAACUUUUGAGACCAAAAUUGCGACCCCCGGGUACGCAGUUCUGAAAUUACGCAACAUUUUGUAAGUGCUUUACUGUACAUCUUUGUGUGAUUUUGAUAAAGAAAAAAAAUGAUCAUGUACUGUAAACUAUAUUUCACGCAUAAUGUUGAUACAAUAUACUUGUUUUUCACUGAUAUUUUAUAUAUAUGACUACUUGAAAAGGGUAUAUAUUAUUGGCCAAGGACACUUGUAUAUAUAUAUUAUAUAUUUCUGAACCAUAUAUACAUGUAUAUUAUUUCAACAUAGGUUCAUGGUAUUACUUUACUUGUUUACUUGAGGAAAAGGGUUCUUAGUUUAAUUUUGUUGUUUAAAAAAACAUGCUGUUAUGUUCUCUCCUUUUUAGAAGAAUCAAUUAUUUUAAAAAUAAAUAUUUUUCUUAACAAAUGUCUCAUUUCUAGGCUGAUUAUCGACUGUCCAACAAUAUUACUGUUAAAAUUUAUCUUGCCUACAGUUAUGUCAUGUAUUUUAAGUGAUAUGAUAACAUUUUAUUUGUUUGCAAAAAAAAUGUACAUACACACUGAAAAGUAAUUAUUGUGCAAUUUUAAUCAAAACAUCUUUAUUCAAAGUUGUUGAAAUGUGACAUUAUCACAGCCAAAGACUGAACUAUACAUAUGUAUUUUUUAGAUAUUGUUUUUCAAGUCACAACAAAAUAUUUUAAAAAAUCAAUUUUUUACUAUUUUAUAAUUUUACUUUGUGUCUAGAGGAAUAGAUCAAAUGUGUAAAUUCUUUUUACAUUGGGUAAUUUGUUUGUAAACUUCCUAAAAUGUUCUUUCAUGUUUGUCCUAGUUUAAAACUUGUGGACUGUUCAUUCAAAUUAAGUCAAUAUCAGUUUAAAUCAAAUGUAGUGCUCUUUCAGUCAUUAGAAUUUCAUUUUAUUUUUUCAAAAUAUGACUAUGUAUGACAUCUACCUUGCCCCCCCCCCCCAAAUCAUAGCCUUUUUGUACUUUUGUUGAAAAUGUAUUCUUUUUAGCUUUUUUUAGCUUUGCUCUGUAGAAGGUCACAUAAAACUGGCAAAUGACAAGUAUUUUAUGAAUGAUUAAAUCAGAAUUUCUUCUUUCAUUGAAA